ACGAUGAACAUGUUGGGGCUGGCCAAAAGGGUCGGAGCUCGCUUCUUGCUGACCAGCACCAGUGAAGUCUAUGGCGAUCCUCUCCAGCAUCCUCAGGCGGAGACCUACUGGGGAAACGUUAAUCCCAUCGGUGUAAGGAGCUGCUAUGACGAGGGUAAGCGCACCGCCGAGACCCUGACCAUGGACUACCACAGAGGCGCUGGCAUUGAGGUAAGGAUUGCUCGGAUUUUUAACACUUAUGGACCUCGAAUGUCAAUUGAUGAUGGUCGUGUUGUCAGUAAUUUUGUAGCGCAAGCACUGAGGAAGGAACCAUUGACAGUCUAUGGUGAUGGCAAGCAAACUAGGAGCUUCCAAUAUGUUUCGGACCUGGUAGAAGGUCUAAUGCGGUUGAUGGAAGGAGAUCACGUAGGACCUUUCAAUCUUGGCAAUCCGGGCGAAUUCACCAUGCUUGAGCUUGCUGAGGUAGUGCAAGAAACAAUUGAUCGAAAUGCAAAGAUAGAGUUCAGGCCUAACACAGAGGAUGAUCCACACAAGAGAAGACCAGAUAUUACUAAGGCUAAACAGCUUCUUGGCUGGGAACCAACCGUGUCCCUCCGCAAAGGGCUUCCCCUAAUGGUCUCUGAUUUUAGGCAGAGGAUCUUUGGUGACCAAACGUCUGCAGAAUAGAUUCAGACAUGUAGAGAAUGGAAAAUCACUUCGCAGAAGCAAUAAAUGCGAAGUGGCUAAGAGAUCAAGGAAUUUAUUAUUAUUAUUAUUAUUAUUAUUAUUAUUAUUUUGUAAGAGUGAUAGGGGUAUCCAAAUUCUUUUGUACUUGUAGAUCAUCUCUUCGUAGCUGCGUUAUUUGAUCGAUGCAAUUUCGUUUCUCAUUCUCUCUAAAUUUUAAGGGCUACUCCUUUAUGCAAAAGAACGCAAUAAAGUGAGACAUUAUGA
Messenger RNA from Rubroshorea leprosula, 930 nucleotides. The record is from the annotation of a GenBank genome assembly. NCBI's taxonomy places the organism in Eukaryota, Viridiplantae, Streptophyta, Magnoliopsida, Malvales, Dipterocarpaceae.